AAGUCAUUCAAAAUGGUGUAAAAAAUGCAAUACGACCAAUAUAGAUAAUAAAAAACGUACUUGUUCUAAAUGUAAUGAAAAAUUGGAUACAUUAGCUGCCUUACAAGCUAAAUUAGCUAUUGAAUUAACUCAGGUUGAUAAUAUAACUUCUCAGUCAAGAACUUCUAAAAUAAAGACUUAUGAAUAUGCUCAAAAUUAA
Dentiscutata heterogama is the source of this 199-nucleotide messenger RNA. The record is from the annotation of a GenBank genome assembly. Lineage: Eukaryota; Fungi; Glomeromycota; Glomeromycetes; Diversisporales; Gigasporaceae.